AUAACAUCUUUGGUCAAAUGAAUUGAGAUAGUAAAUUAAAAUUAGAGAGAAAAGAGGAGAAUGGAGAGAAAAAAUUAUCAAAAGAAUUCUGGAAUUUUUAAUUCUAUGUUUUCUAAUCAAUCACCUUUGGUGUUAGGAAGAGAAUCUGUACGAUAUGAAGUCAAUGACAAGGUUGUCAAGAAGACAUUAAACUCCUUAAUUAAAACUCAAGAUGACAUCUCAAACAAAAACCAUGGAAAUGAAGCACAGAAUACACAAAAUAACAACAUGAGUUCCACCAACCAUGAUCAAAGAAUCCAUCAAUGUAACUUCACUUCAUCCAUAUAUUAUGGUGGCCAGGACAUAAUUCCUAAUACUCAGACAACACAAAAUGCAGGAGUAACUUCGUUUAAUAAUUGGGAAAAGGAUGAUUCAGGAGCUGCUUCAAGAGGAGAUUGGUGGAAAGGGGGACUUUAUUAUUGAAUCAUCAUUGCCAACAAUAUAAUAUAUGCUUUACAAGGUUCAGCAGGAUAAUAUGGCAGUAUAGUCAUUCAAGUUAUAUGGAAGAACUAAAUGUUAUAAAUAUAUAGUUUAUUUUCCUAUUUCAGAGCACAU
Vicia villosa (hairy vetch) is the source of this 594-nucleotide messenger RNA. RefSeq lists its product as uncharacterized. The transcript is spliced from 6 exons. Bases 61 to 462 code for a protein of 133 amino acids. NCBI's taxonomy places the organism in Eukaryota, Viridiplantae, Streptophyta, Magnoliopsida, Fabales, Fabaceae. The record is from RefSeq and is a predicted model, not a curated record.